AUGAAUUGCACAUGUGAGACGGCGUUCCUCCUCGAAGACGAAUAUUUUUCCUACGAUUAUACUAACACGAUACCCAAAUGUGCUGCUCCCCCGAAUCUGAAGGGACGACCGUUUACAAAGGUCGCGCAAGCAGAUGCAUGUCCAGUAAAAGCACGUGCUGAGAAGAGUAGUCGAAUGGCAGGGGUAUUCAUGAUGCUCUUAAUCUUAGUAUUCUGCACGAUUGGAGUCUACUACUGCAUAGUGAAUAAAAAAUACGAAGUAUUCGUAAAGCGUAUUCAACAUCCACCUCUAUCAUAUUCAAAUCUUUCCAACAAAGAUGAUCAACAGGGACUUGAGCAAGAUUUCCAGCAACGACCAGAAGAUGUCUAG
Cylicostephanus goldi is the source of this 369-nucleotide messenger RNA. NCBI's taxonomy places the organism in Eukaryota, Metazoa, Nematoda, Chromadorea, Rhabditida, Strongylidae. The record is from the annotation of a GenBank genome assembly.